Messenger RNA from Pararge aegeria (speckled wood butterfly), 1344 nucleotides. RefSeq names its product E3 ubiquitin-protein ligase sina-like. Lineage: Eukaryota; Metazoa; Arthropoda; Insecta; Lepidoptera; Nymphalidae. Gene Ontology annotation, biological process: multicellular organism development; proteasome-mediated ubiquitin-dependent protein catabolic process. The record is from RefSeq and is a predicted model, not a curated record. The transcript is spliced from 7 exons. The coding region runs from base 185 to 1075 and encodes 296 amino acids. Gene Ontology annotation, cellular component: cytoplasm. Gene Ontology annotation, molecular function: ubiquitin conjugating enzyme binding; ubiquitin protein ligase activity.
GCCAACGACGAACUACUCGCAGCUAGACGAACACAAUCAUAAUCACGUUUCAAGACACAACUGUCUGUUAUCACUGAAAAUGGCUAAACGAUUACAUCGUAAUCGACUAACACAAGCUCUUGUCGAUCUAAAUGUGCUGUGCAAAUCUGUGUUAUAUGUGGUGUAAGUGCGCAGUGUUUUAAAAAUGUCAUCUACGUCCUCCAUCGCUGGUAGGAAAUUGGUUCUUAGCACACUUCUUGAGACUGAUCACUACGAAAGCUUAAUAAAGGAACUGACCUGCACAAAAUGUAAUAAAUAUAUGAAAACUCCAAUAUAUCUGUGCGUGGAUGGACAUAGUAUAUGUGGGCCUUGCUACGAGAAGAGCUACCAAUGUCAUAUAUGCCAAAAAGAGUUUGCACUGAUCCGACCAAUGGUGCUGGAGUCUCUUGCCAAUAAAGUGCUAUUUCCUUGCACCAACGUCGGAUGUCCGAAGCACGCCACCAUUUCACAGCUAGAGAAGCACGGGCCAAGUUGCCAAUAUCGGAUUAUCGACUGUUUUAUGGCUAGAGUUUAUGGUGAGUGCACGUGGAAGGGUCGAGCCGGUGAAUGGAUGGACCAUUGCUUCGCGGAUCAUAAACAGAAAGUGACAGAACUUCCCUUUAUCACUGUCAAAGAUAAAUGGGACGCAAAGAGGACAGAACCGGUUCUUAACUAUUUCCUGCUAAAAUGCUUUGAUAGGAUUUUCAAUGUUUAUCAGAUCUAUGAUAAGAGAGGAGGAAGGAUGAUGUGGACCGUCCUAGUGAACGACGACCAAGCCGAGAAGUUUUACUACGAAGUGGACAUAUUUUUACCAAAUUUAUUGUGCAAAAAGAUUGUCUAUAGGCGUCCAUGCAAGUGUGAGAAGGAUGCUGACUUUUUGGAGCACACACAAAAUGUUUACAUUCCGGUUGAGAAUAUUUUCUCUAUGCUCGAUGAAAACGAAUCAGUUAAUUUUACGGUUAGAAUCGGCGAGGUUGAAAAUUUGUCUCUUCUGGACACACCUAGAACAAGUGAAAGUCUCAUAUUCCUCAACAACGAAGAACACAAAGAGAAUUAAAUAACAAACACACGAUAUGUUUCAUUAUAAAUAUUAUAUUUAACAACAAUAUUUACCAAAUUUCUAAGGAACUUAAAUCGCUUCCAACCAAUUGGCAACAUUUUUAAAUAGGUAUUUUUCUAUACACGGGAAUGAAUGUUUGAGUAGUUUUAAAAAAUAGUUACGAUAUUUGUAGUAAAUAAUAAGUUUUUUUUUUUGUAAUAAGAUACAAAAGACGAUGGGAGCACUUUAGAUUUGUAUUCGGAGUCAAUUUGUGCAUCUUCCUUAAA